This is a messenger RNA of Morone saxatilis (striped sea-bass), 1948 nucleotides long. It is a transcript of the gene pafah1b3, whose product is annotated as platelet-activating factor acetylhydrolase, isoform Ib, gamma subunit. NCBI's taxonomy places the organism in Eukaryota, Metazoa, Chordata, Actinopteri, Moronidae. The record is from RefSeq and is a predicted model, not a curated record.
CCCUGCCGCCACACCCACUCCCUGUGAAGACACCCAGGGAGAUGGACGAUGGAUGUCUCUGCACAACCGCUUUGUGUCUGACAGCAAAGACAAAGAACCUGAUGUCCUGUUUGUUGGAGACUCUCUUGUUCAGCUGAUGCACCAGUUUGGGAUAUGGCGACAGUUGUUCUCUCCUCUCCAUGCCCUCAAUUUUGGGGUGGGCGGUGACGCGACACAACAUGUGCUGUGGAGACUGAGUAACGGCGAACUGGAUAACAUCAGCCCAAAGGUUGUAGUGCUUUGGGUAGGCACUAACAAUCAUGGUCACACCGCUGAACAAAUCUGUGGAGGUAUCAUGGCUAUUGUCCAAGUCAUCAAGAACAAGCUUCCACAUGCUCGGACGCUCAUACUUGGUAUACUGCCCAGAGGUAAAUCGCCAAACCCUCUGCGGGAGCGAAAUGCCAAGGUGAACCAGCUGGUCCAGGAGGCCAUAUCGUCCCUUCCCCACGCCUCGUUCCUGAAUGUGGAUCCGGGCUUUGUCCACUCCAAUGGUAGCAUCUCCCAUCAGGACAUGUAUGAUUACCUUCACCUGACCCCCCAGGGGUACCAGGUUGUGUGUGAACCCCUGCACGCCCAUCUCAAGUCCAUGUUAGAUAAACCUGCUGAGAAUUGAGCAACCAGGGCACAAACUUACACUACGGCAGUGGUCCUCAUCCCUGUUUCCAGAGAACAUCCCACUCAACUUAUUAAUACAAGGAAUUAUGGAGAGAAUCAUUUAUUAAGGACUAAGAGCUGCACACAUUAUUUGUGCAAGUCCUCUUCCUGGCCAGGGUUGGUGACCACUGUCACAGAUAAUGGUAACCUAAAGUCUUUUGUGUUUAUAAUACAGUCAGAAAUUAAAUGUGCUGUGCUAUAGAGAGACAAAGUCUUGCCUCAUACCUGAUAGGCAUCUGUUCCACUAGUUUUUAGUUCUCAGUGUUUUUCCACAGAAGGAGUUCUUAAUUUCUCUGCCACAUGAUACAAAUGGUGAAUAUGAUAUGGGGAAAUCCCUCUCUGUCGCCCGUCUGGUCAUGACAAUGAAGGGAUAAACAGUUUUAGGUAAAUAAAUCCAGAUGUCUAGUUGUUAUGAAUAAAGCUUUUAAAAAGAUGCAGUAACUUUUUUUUUUUUACGCUAAUGAAGAUAUGCUGUAGGUCAAAACAUUAGUUGCUGCUCCUUAUUAAAAACCUCAUUUAUAACUGUGUCCUCCAGAUGUCAUCCCUUCAGCUACAGCUCUCAUGAGACUAUCUCAGCCUAUUUUUACCUUGGAAUAUGGACAGAUAACUGCUUUUCAGAAGACACCUUCUAUGACAUAAUACAUUGUCUACCCGAGGUUACUGGAACAAGAACUGGCUGGAAAAAGGUGCAAGACUUUGGCUCUUUAGUAGCCAGGAUAUGUCUGGUAAAAAAUAUGACAUACAAGAACUGCCUUUACCAGGAAGUUGCUGUUAUUUGUCAUUUUGGUUUCUUAGUUUCACUAAGUUCCUUGAGUUACAUUUAUUUGGCAAUAGCUUUACUUUGUUUGUGGUGUCUGAUGUCUUUUGUAUAUGUUAAUUUGAAUGACCAAAUGUUUUGGAUUGACCAUUACUGUCUAUUUGCUUUUUAUCAUGUCUCAUUAUUGUUCUUGUACUUUAUUGCUUCACCUAUUGUAACAGCAACAGAUAUUGACGUGAGAGGCUGUUUUUGUUUUGUUGCAAACAUAAAUGUAUUUGAGUAGGUCGUGAAGUUGUAUAGCUAUAUCUAAAGUUGCUUGUGCUUCAAGUUUAAUCUCAUCUGCAACAUGGUCCAUCAGACCAUCUGAAAAGGCUUUACUUCACACUAAAAUUCUUCUGAGCCCCUUGUAAGGAUUGUGCUACAGAACUUGAAUUAUGAUUCAGGAUGUCUGAUUGUGUAAGUGAUGAAAGAAUGCAUUAAAUGUGAAAACAAAAUGGU